Molecule: messenger RNA, 1764 nt
Organism: Quercus lobata
Lineage: Eukaryota; Viridiplantae; Streptophyta; Magnoliopsida; Fagales; Fagaceae
Exons: 10
Coding region: 1-1764 (587 amino acids)
Source: RefSeq, a predicted model, not a curated record
AUGGCUCCACCUUGCGGAAACGAGAGGAGGUGGUCAAGGGCAGUAAAGAUGACCUUUUACUUGUUCUUUCUCAUACCAAUUUCAUCAGCUGGAUAUAGAAACACUAACACCAUAUUUGGUAAAAAACAAAAACUGGAGGUUCAGCAGCAAUUAAAGCGCCUUAACAAGCCCGCUCUUAAAUCCAUCAAGAGCCCGGAUGGAGAUAUAAUCGAUUGCGUAGAUAUCAAUAAGCAGCCAGCUUUUGAUCAUCCUUUGUUAAAAAAUCACACAAUUCAGAUGAGACCAAGUUCUUACCCAGAAGGGUUUUCAUUUGAUGAAAUCAAUGACGUCUCUUCAAACUCCGAGCCCGAAUUUACUCAGCCAUGGCACUUGAAUGGAAGGUGCCCAGAAGGAACUAUUCCCAUAAGAAGAACUAAAGAAGAAGAUUUAUUAAGGGCAGGCUCUGUAGCAAAUUUUGGAAGGAAAAAAUACCUAUCCAUCCCUCAUGCUCAGAGUAAUAACGAUCCAAAUAAUUUCCAUGAGCAUGCAACGUAUGGUGAGGCUGGAGAUAAGUAUUAUGGAAUGACGGCAGAAAUGAACCUGUGGAACCCCCAUACCCAGGAAAGAAAUGAAUUUAGCUUAUCUCAAUUCUGGUUGAUAAAUGGUGAAUAUGGUCACGAUCUUGAUUCCAUUGAAGCCGGCGCGAUGGUUUGCGAAAGUCUAUAUCAAGAUAAUAACACUAGACUCUUCGUAUCUUGGACUGAUGAUGCAUAUCAAAGCACAGGUUGCUACAAUCUGUUGUGCCCUGGCUUUGUUCAAGUUGAACAACAGAUUGCGAUGGGUGCAACUGUCACCCCUUAUUCCAAGUAUGAUGGUAACCAAUAUGCACUCAAGUUCUAUGUUUGGAAGGACGUUAAUGGAAAGGGAGACUGGUGGAUGAAUAUUAACGACAGAGUCUUUGGAUAUUGGCCAUCUUCCAUAUUCUCGAUCUUGUCUGAUAGUGCUUUAAGAGUUAGAUGGGGAGGAGAGGUCAUAAAUUAUAAUUCAGGAGGGCAGCACACCACAACACAAAUGGGCAGUGGCCAUUUUGCAGAAGAAGGGCCCGGCAAGGCCUUUGUCCCUCAUUAUGGGAUAAAUGCUGACCUUAAUGGUCUCGUAUCCGUUGGGAAAAAAUGUUGGGGCAUUGUAGGAUUUAAUGUCCUUCUGCAUGUUGGUCUGUCUGUUAUGCUUUUGCUUGUCUCUCAGAGAGAGACCGUCACCCUUAUUUUCGUCAACGCAACCUUUACUUCCGUCAACGUCAACUUAUUCGUCGCUAUCCUUGAAGCAGUUCUUUUCCAGAAGGUCAUCUUUGCAGUACUUAGAUUGGAUCCGUCACUUGUAGGUAGUCAGAUGUCAAGUGACGUGUCGUGUGAGGAGUCGUCAAUCCGCGAAGGAGCGGGCUACGACGAGACCUUUGGUUCCGGCGAUGAGUCAGAGGACUUCUCGCCCUCGUCAGAGAGAGAGACGUCGGCCCGAUCUCCUAACGGUGAUGAGAGUUACACUAAGGGAGAUAAGGAUGAAGUAGAAGAGGGAAGAGGAGAGGAUGGAGGUGAGGGGGGUGAUAUAAAUGUUGACGGCGAUGAUAGCGACGGAAGUGAUAGUAACGGGGAGGAGGGACCAAGUGAAGGAACUUCAAAGGGUCCUGGAGAUAACCGUCCUUUCAUUCUCCCUAAGGAUUGGGCCGUCAACAAAUUUUUACCUAGGAUGAAUGAUAAGGUUUUUAGGGAGUUGUGCACUCCUUAUUAA